Molecule: messenger RNA, 795 nt
Organism: Alternaria arborescens
Lineage: Eukaryota; Fungi; Ascomycota; Dothideomycetes; Pleosporales; Pleosporaceae
Exons: 2
Coding region: 1-795 (264 amino acids)
Molecular function (GO): oxidoreductase activity, acting on the CH-OH group of donors, NAD or NADP as acceptor
Source: RefSeq, a predicted model, not a curated record
AUGUCUUUCGUACUAAAGGGUGUAGCAUAUAUCACGGGUGCUGGAUCUGGUAUCGGCCAGUACACUGCAUAUGCUCUUGCAAAGCAAGGCGUGCGCUCAUUCGCCUUGCUGGAUCGCAAUCCCAUCACCAAGACCGUCAGCGAACUGAAUAAGAUCUCACCAGAUGUCUCUGUCAAAACGUUCGAAAUCGACGUCACUGAUGAGAAAGCCGUUGAUGACAGUAUAGAGAAAACGGUAAAGGAAUUUGGACGGCUGGAUUACGCGGUCAACAAUGCUGGCAUAGGUGGAAUGAUCAAAACGACAGAUCAAAUACCUAAAGACGACUUCGAGAAAGUCAUGGCUGUCAAUACCAUCGCCGUAUGGCAAUGUCAGCGUGCGCAGAUCCGCCAGAUGCUCAAGCAAGAGAAGCUUUCGGACUCCUAUCGAUCAUACCGGGGCUCUAUCGUCAACGUCGCAUCGAUGUACGGCCUGGUUGCACCGCCACUCAAUGUGCCUGCCACCGCAUAUGCUACGUCCAAGCAUGCUGUCAUUGGCCUCACGAAGUCAGAUGCACUCGCUUUCGCACACAAGGGUAUCAGAAUCAACGCGAUCUCCCCAGGUUAUGUGAUGACACCCCUAGUGAAGGAGCACAUGAGUCAGGGCGACAUGAUGGAAACAGAGAGGAAAAAAGUCCCUGUUCACCGCUACUCGGAGAUGGAGGAAAUCGGCGACUGUAUUGCAUUCCUACAUUCCCAAGCGGCAAGUUACAUGAUUGGCGCCACAUUAGUCGCGGACGGAGGAUACACAAUCGUCUAG